AUAUAUAUCGAGGUUCGUUUUCCUCCUAAUGUUCUUCCUUCCUCGUUGCUAGUCAUUCCAAAUCCCCCUCAUUCUCAAAUUCCUCCCAGCUGAUUUCCAAAAUCCUCUAUAUUUUCCUUCAACGAUCGUGAUUGCAUUUCAAUUGUAUGCGGGAGGGGCUAUCCAUCCUCGACCGAAUCACGUCACGGCCGUCGAUUCUAUGUAGGUUUGAUUCCCUCACUUUUCAACUCUAAUUCCAUUACUUUUCAAUCAUUAAUUUCUGAUUUACCGAGUUCCCCGAUGAUCGAUGGGGAGGGGACUCGUGGGGCCCCUGCCAAGGCUGCCUCUGCUGACCUAUCCGAUUCUUUCCCCCAACCGAAAUCGGACAGUGGAGGCGAUGCCUCACCCGUAUCUCCAUCUCCGUCGCGGUAUUCGUCAUGUGGAGAGUCGGAGUUCGAGCGCUAUUGCAGCGCCAACUCGGUAAUGGGUACCCCGAGCAUGUGUAGCACAAUCUCCGUGUUUAAUGACUGCGUGGAGUCGGAGUUGUUUGGGUCUAUGAGGAGUGAUAGUGGUUUAGAGAAUUUUAGUUUGGGAGGGAGGUUUGAUAGGAAUCAAGAGGACCCAAGACUUUCUGGUCUCGGUGAUGAAGAUUCAGGAGAUAGAAAUGUUGAAUUUUGCGAAGUAAAUAUGGUAGAUGAAGAGGCGAGGGUAAAGAGCGGAGCUAGUAGGACGUUGGAAUUGUAUGAUACUGGGGAACUUGACAUUUCACACGAAAUGAUAGCUUUGGGGGUUGCAAGUGGGUCAGUUGUGGGGUUCAAUGAUGAUUCGGUUGAAGUUGGACGAAGUGAAGACGAUGAUGAAGAUUCUAUAGGGUCCAGAGAAGAUGGUAAGUUAGGAGUAUUUCAGGGUAGCGUUGAAGGGAACCUGUAUAGGGACAGAGUUGGAGUAGGUUCUUCAUCUAGGUCUGUUGGUGAAGGGGAUUGUAGUUGCUAUGAUGGGUCGAGUUUGCUACCUGAUUUUCAGUUUGAUGGAAGGGCUACAGAGAGGGAGGAAGAGGGAACAUCAUCAAGAUAUGAGCAUUCAGAGGGUGAAGAUUCGAUGUAUAAUUAUGGUACAGAUGAUGAGUGUAAGGAUGAUUUGUUUGUUCAGAGAAACAUGCAUCAUGUUCGGGAAGCAAAAGUGGAGAAUGAAAAUCCAUUGCUCAUGAACUCAUCUGUGGCAUUUGGUUCUGAAGAUUGGGAUGAUUUCGAGCAAGAAAUGGAGGGAGGUACACAGGUUUCUUUCACACUGGAUGCAGUUCAGGACCAGAAAGAAAAUAUACCUAAAGUCGAGGGAAACCUUCAGAACUCAAAUUAUGAGUUAUUCGUCAGGGUUCCAAGUACUGAUCAAAUGAACCAAGGACAAGUUGUGGCAGACAUGCCUUUGGCCAAGAAACAAGAUGAAGGUGAUUAUGCAUUGGAUAAUGAUAUUGAUAUCUGUUCUCUGACCCCAAAUGAGGCUUCAAAUUUGUCUGAAGCAGAACAAAUAGAAGAUGUGAGGGACCAUGUUGAAACCAGUUAUCAAGUUCAAGGUGUUGACGAAUUGGGUGGAUAUACGAAAAAUACUUCUGUGAUUCUUACUGGUUCUUCCAAUCUCAAUGAACCAGAUCAAGAUCUGAGAGACACUACUGUUACCAACAAUCAAGUUCGAGCGGCUGACGAAUCUGAAUGUUUUGCAAGCACUGUCUUACAAAUGGAGCUGGAGCAACCUGCACAAGAAGUACCUGUGGAGAUGGCUUUGAACAUUGUGGAUGGUGGCAUGGAAAGGGGGCAUCACUUUACUAAAACUGAUGAAGUUAUUGGCAUUGACGACCGCCAAAUUUUAGAAAAUCGAGAUUUGGGGAAUUCAAAAGAAAAUUUGGAGCUCUUUGAUAUCACAACUAAUCAAUGUGGUUCCCACUCAACUGUAUCCCCUAAAAACAUAAACACCGAAUUAUUUGAAGAUCACAAGAAUAUGUUAAUGUCAUCAGUGUCUGAAAAUAAGAUGAAGAUAGUUUCCAAUCCUCCUGUUUCGGCUGAUCUUUCUGAUGGUCGUCCCACAUCACUUCAGGCAGACAAUCUUGAUAUAAAUGAAUUCUAUGAUGAGGUUGUUCAUGAAAUGGAAGAAAUCUUACUCGACUCUGGCAAGACUCCUGAGGCUAGAUUCUCUCAUGAUAAUACGAUGUUUCAGUCACAGCUGUCUCUACCUUUAAGAGAUGGCGGGUCAACUGCUUCUACUUCUGGUAUAGAUGAUUCUUGCCCACACAUUCAUCACUCAGUGAGAAUUGAUGGGGUUGAAGUGGUUGGUGCAAGACAGAAGAAGGGGGAUAUCUCCUUUAGUGAAAGACUGGUUGGAGUGAAGGAAUACACCGUGUAUAAAAUAAGAGUGUGGAGUGGCAAGGAUCAAUGGGAGGUUGAACGACGAUACCGUGAUUUUUUUACUCUAUAUCGUCAAUUGAAAACAUUAUUUGCUGAUCAAGGCUGGAUUCUACCUUCUCCCUGGUCUUCUGUAGAAAAGGAAUCCAGAAAGAUUUUUGGGAAUGCAUCUCCUAAUGUUAUAUCAGAGAGAAGUGUUCUUAUUCAAGAUUGUUUACGUUCAGUUCUCCAUUCCAGGUUAUUUUCCCGUACCCCAAGUGCAUUGGCUUUGUUUUUGUCCUCACAAGAUUCAUUUCCUAGCUCUCCCCUGUCAAAUACGCCGGUGCCCCAGUCUACAUCUUUUGCUAGAAGGGAAGACACAGAAAACAUUUCCACAUUAGGGGAGACGAUAUCACUUAUUGUUGAAAUUCAUCCCUACAAAUCUAUGAAACAGAUGCUAGAAGCACAACAUUAUACAUGUGCUGGAUGUCACAAACAUUUUGAUGAUGGGAAGACUCUGAUGAGAGACUUUGUACAGACAUUUGGUUGGGGCAAGCCUCGACUUUGUGAAUACAGUGGUCAAUUAUAUUGCUCUUCAUGCCAUACAAAUGAGACUGCAGUCUUACCUGCCAGAGUUUUGCAUCAUUGGGAUUUUACCCUAUAUCCAGUUUCUCAAUUGGCUAAAUCGUAUCUGGAUUCUAUUCACGAUCAGCCCAUGCUUUGUGUUAGUGCGGUUAAUCCUUUCCUAUUCUCAAAGAUCCCAGCCCUGCUUCAUGUUAUGGCUAUCAGGAAAAAAAUAGGAACCAUGCUUCCAUAUGUUCGUUGUCCAUUUCGUAGGACCAUCAACAAAGGACUUGGGUCUCGAAGAUACCUUCUUGAAAGCAAUGACUUUUUUGCACUUAGAGACCUCAUUGAUCUUUCCAGAGGGGCCUUUGCAGCAUUACCUGUGAUGGUGGAAGCUGUCUCAAACAAAAUCAUGGAGCAUAUUACAGAGCAAUGCCUCAUCUGUUGUGAUGUAGGAGUCCCCUGUGGUGCUCGACAAGCUUGUAACGAUCCUUCUGCUCUCAUUUUUCCGUUUCAGGAAGCCGAGGUUGAAAGGUGUGCAUCUUGCACAUCAUUAUUCCAUAAGCCCUGCUUCGAAAAGCUCACAUACUGCUCUUGUGGGGUCCAAAUUAGGGUGGAAGAGGGUGCAAGCUACAGGCCCGGUGGUGAGGGUAGUAGAGCUUUGGGCUUGCUGGGGAGGAGAUCCAAUUCUGGGCUAUCUGUAGGAUUGUUCUCUGGACUGUUUGCAAAGGCAAAACCAGAAAAGAUGGAGCAUAAAGACGGUGAUAAUGUAAUAUUAAUGGGUUCCUUGCCAAGCACUUCUCUGUGAUCACCUGUAAUUGCAUUUGUAUCAUCCAUUAUUGUACUUGAUCUGAAAACAACAAGGUCAUUUGUUGUGCCUAUGGGUAUUAUAUUCAAUAAUUGAGUGUUGGCUUAGCCCACGUAUUGUUGUAGCUAAGGUGAGAAUUUUUUCUCUUUCUUACUUGGCUAUUAGUUGCAUCUGUAAUAGGCAAUGUUUUGUAGACAAAGGGAGCUCUUCUCGCUAUAUGGCCGAUACAUCUUUGUUCAUAA
Juglans microcarpa x Juglans regia is the source of this 3965-nucleotide messenger RNA. RefSeq lists its product as uncharacterized. Lineage: Eukaryota; Viridiplantae; Streptophyta; Magnoliopsida; Fagales; Juglandaceae. The transcript is spliced from 5 exons. The coding region runs from base 280 to 3723 and encodes 1147 amino acids. Gene Ontology annotation, cellular component: intracellular membrane-bounded organelle. The record is from RefSeq and is a predicted model, not a curated record. Gene Ontology annotation, molecular function: phosphatidylinositol phosphate binding.